Molecule: messenger RNA, 1160 nt
Organism: Mycena citricolor
Lineage: Eukaryota; Fungi; Basidiomycota; Agaricomycetes; Agaricales; Mycenaceae
Source: the annotation of a GenBank genome assembly
AUGUGCAGGAGGGGGUCUAGGGGUUCCGAUCUCGUUCUGUGGCUGUCAGCACAUGCUGCAUCACUUGCGGAAAAGGACAUCCUCCGCGGGGGCGAUAUCUUUGACCAGGGCUUUGACCAUCCCAACGCGACGUUCUUCCGCCAUUGGAUCUUUGGCGCGUUGUGCAAGUCGAAGCGCAUGGGGCUGGAGACGCGCUUCAGCACGGGCGGAUUCGACAGCGAUGAGGAAGAGCAGGGAUGGACAAUGGAGUCCGUCUGCAAGGAGGUCGAUGUCGAGCAGCCGAUGGAGAUCGUCGCGCCGUUGCCCUACAUGGUGCCGCGGAAUGUGUAUUGUUUGCCGCGGCUGCCCUUGAACACGAGCGACAAGACGGACCACAAGUUGAUCAAGCUGCGCAUGGAGGAGCUGAUCAGGGACGCCAAGUUCCCAUCCAGAGCGACGACACCCGUCAGCACGAGCUCUGACGAAGACGACCUGAGCUCUCGAGGAUUCCAGCCGCAGCUCGACCUUGGCAGAUUCGACCAUGCUCCAAGCCGACGAGUCGGUGUCGCAUCAGGAACUGACCAACGUCUGGAUCGAACUACUGGAGCUGAAAUCGGCGCCUUCUGGGAAGAGCAGCUUCUUCGAUCUCGCUUGCUCGCGCAGACGCUCAUCGAGAAGGUGAGGGGGCAACUCCCGUCGGGAUCGUCGUUGGUGUCUGUUCUCGACCUUUUCACCUACCCGUGCUUGGACGACUUUAUUCCGUUUGUCCAAAGUCGUGCUCCUGCCAAGGUCACAGCUCCCAGAGUGAAGGGCCCUCGGAUGUCCAGGCAGUCCUCGACCAAGUCACUCGCACCAGCCAGCCAGGUGGAUACCCCUGACGAAUAUCUGGAAGUCGGUCUUGCAACUGGAUCGGGAGGCCAAGGAUGUGAGCUUCUUUGAUACGGGCAGAAACAGUCUGCUGAUGACGGCGUUGCAUAAGUCCAUCGUCCGGUCCUGGCCCGGUUGCGGAGUGCAGCUGAUCGACCUGUUCCAAAACGCGACGAUCCAGAGCCAAGCUGAGCUGAUCGCAGUGCCGUCGCCCGUGCACAGCACCGCACCGUCUUUGAAAGCGCGCAAGAAGAGAGCGAAUGCCACUGGCAAGAAGGAGCGAGUCGCAAGCAGGGAGUCCGCCGGCCCAGAAG